Molecule: messenger RNA, 2224 nt
Organism: Pyricularia grisea
Lineage: Eukaryota; Fungi; Ascomycota; Sordariomycetes; Magnaporthales; Pyriculariaceae
Exons: 7
Coding region: 869-2224 (451 amino acids)
Source: RefSeq, a predicted model, not a curated record
UAAACUCCUUCAUCAAUCAAUCGAAUUAUGUCAGAAUGCGUCUCAUGGAUUUCUAUUCUGAAAUGCUGGGCCUCCCGAGGGGACGUUUCACUGCAGAUGUGAACAUGCAGCAAUACUGCAGCCCCCGUUUUUCUGGACAAAUGUCCAGCGCCCGCGAGCUUCGAAUACAAGCAGAACAAUUCUGCCUUGGAUGUUCUCACAUAACAACAAACACAGCAGCCUGGAGCUUAUAGCAGGUGUAUAAUGGUAAAACGGGACAACAUGAGGCUGAAUGUGUGCUGAGUUGAACCAUGCUUUUCUUUUCUUUUCGCUUUUUUUCCAUUGUUAUCGAUGUGCCACAUGCACAACGCACCCAGUUAGGUCGGCUUGGCUGCGCCACCUCUGCAUCAACUCCCCAGACCACCUCCAUCUACCUCAGCAAAAGCCAAGAAAUUUCUUGUCACUCUGGCGAAUUUAAUCACCCAAUACUGUGGGUAGAACUAAGUUGCCGGCCGCUCAUAACCCGACCCCAAACCACCCACCUUCAAACAUUUCUACGUCAAAACGCCCCCGACCCAUCCUACCUCAAACCAGGGUCCCAGUGAUCAAUAAGCAAAUUUAGUAAAUCUAUUCGAGAAUACUCCUUCGAGAUGAACUGGGCAAGUGACAACCUGGGCAUCGACGAAUAUGACCUAGAGACAGUGUUCAAAUACGCGCCGAGGGAGAGCACAGUGGUGCAGAUGCUAGGCAGUAAUGAGUACAAACUGGUGACAUCGUCCCUGGAGCUGGAAAAAGAAUGGAAAUUAUGGCUUUCGGAGGUUUGUCUCUUUUCGGAGGGGCCCCCUGAGCAAAAGCGACACCCUUUAUUGACAGAUUCUUGCCUCCCCUCAUGCAGGAAAUGCCGCCACCGCGUGCUACACCUGGAAAUGGAGGCUUAGUACUACUGCUUGCCACAAGAGCAGACGAUCCACGUCCUACCGCGACGAGUCACUCCGAGGUGUCCCCAUCUGAGAAGCCAGUCAAGCUGUUGGCCCGUGAGCAAGGCUCGCCCGAAGUUGGUACGCAGCUGAGAAGGACCAAGACCGUCCUGGACGUGUCGAACCCCAAGAUUGUACAGGGCAACGAAAUACUGCAGGAUGACGCCGCCGAGCUCCAGGCUGCUGCUGCGGCCUUGGCUGCGAGCGGCCGACGCGGCGUCCGGACCCUGCCGUUCUCGCAGGCCAACUUUAGGCGCGUUUCCCAGGCCUUUCACACCCAUGGUACCAUCGCCCGCGUCAUCAGCAGGACAGACGUGCCGGUAUUUUCGGCCGAGAAGAUCAAUAUGGCCGAGCAGCCUGCAUAUGUCUACAACUGCCGCUCAUCAAACGCCUGGGCCCACGACAUGGCCCUAUCGGUGACGCACUUCCCUGAAACCGACCUCACCUUCGCCACCAUGUACGGCUGCCACCAGGAGGCCGAGGCACAAAUCAUAAAGCGCCUCUCCACGAUGCAAGGGGAAGCCGCAGUGUCUCACCCGCUACUUUUGCCGGGCAUCUUUGCCGAGCUGGAGCGGCAGCGGCACAAGAGCCUGAUCGACAAGACGCUGUUGGUGGUCGAGAGCUACAUCUACGAGCGUGACGUCCUGCAGCAGUCUCUGGACGGAGGAGGAGGAGGGGGCCCGGCGGCGGCGAUGGAGAAACUGGAGCGCAACAUGAGGAAACGCAACACUUGGCUCGAGACGACCUACUUUCGAAACGGGCUGGUCAGCUGGAACACGCAACUCGGUAGGAUGGUGGAGGAGGCUGAGGCGUUGGGACCGCCGGCGGAGAAGGGGCCCAUGGCGGAAAUGAGUUCCCGGGUCGGGAGGCGAGUUCAUGAGAUCCGGCACGAGUACGAGGACUGGAUCAGGGACUGCACGAUGCGGUUAGAUGGGAUGACUAUGGCUACGCAAUGGGCGCAAAACGAAACGAACCUCGAGAUCGCACUCGAGACCAAAAGGGAUUCAAAACACAUGCGCUCCAUCGCACUAUUGACCAUGGUCUUUCUACCAGGGACUUUUCUGGCGACUGUCUUCAGUAUGGACUUUUUCGAGUGGAAGCCUGAUGACGAAGGAACAGCCAGAGUGUCUCAGUUUAUCUGGAUCUACUUUGUCAUCACUGUUUUACUGACUUUAGGGACGGUGGGUCUUUGGUAUUACUUUGUCAUCUACCGGCCUCUGAGGCGACAGGUGCCUGAUGAGGAGGAGGAUGAUGAUGAUGAUGAUUAG